UCAUAUCAUUUCAAAUAUUAAGUACAACAUGGAAAACACAUUAUCAAAUGAAAAGGAAGUACCUGUCUUCGGGUGGGCAGCUAGAGAAUCCUCAGGAAUUCUCUCCCCCUUUAGCUUCUCUAGAAGGGCAAAUGGAGAUCGUGAUAUCACCAUAAAGAUACUCUUUUGUGGGGUUUGCCAUGGAGACGUUCAUUUCGCCAAGAAUGAGUUAGGCCAUAGCCUCUAUCCCAUGGUUCCCGGACAUGAGAUAGUGGGUGAAGUAAUGAAGGUGGGCCAAAGUGUGACAAAAUUCAAAAUUGGUGACAUAGCAGGAGUGGGACCAUUAUGUGGUUCAUGUGGUUUAUGUUCCAAUUGCUCCAAAGGUUGGGAAAAUUAUUGCUCCAAACAAAUUUUAACUUAUAAUUCACAUGACCAUGAUGGAUCAAUAACCUAUGGUGGAUACUCAAAUAAAAUAGUGGUUAAUGAGCAUUUUGCUAUUAUGAUGCCAAAAGGGUUACCACUAGAAGGUGCAGCUCCAUUGCUAUGUGCUGGAUCAACAGUUUAUAGUCCAAUGAUGCAUCAUGGACUGUGUCAAAGUGGACAACAUUUAGGUGUAGUUGGGUUAGGUGGACUUGGUCAUGUUGCAGUCAAGUUUGCUAAGGCUUUCAAAAUGAAAGUCACUGUGAUAAGUACUUCUCCUGGAAAGAAAGAAGAAGCUUUGGAAAGGCUUGGUGCUGAUUCAUUCUUGCUCAUGAAUGAUCAACAACAAUUGCAGGAAGCAAAGGACACAAUGGACGGCAUCAUAGACACAGUUUCAGGCCCUCAUUCACUCUACCCAUUAAUUGAAAUGUUGAAGACAUGUGGCAAAUUAAUUUUAGUUGGUGCAUCAGUUACACCUCCUAUCUUGCCAUAUAUGCCUUUAAUGUCUGGGAGGAAGAUAAUUGCAGGUAGUGCUGGGGGAGGAAUGAAAGAGAGCCAAGACAUGAUUGAUUUUGCAGCAAAGCACAAUAUUACAGCAGAUAUUGAAGUGAUUUCAAUGGAUUAUGUGAACACUGCUUUUGAGAGACUUGCAAAGAAUGAUGUUAAAUACCGAUUUGUCAUUGAUGUGGCUAAUACUCUUAAGUAACGGUUCUAGUGUUAAUUUACUUAAUAGGUAGCUAGCUUCAAUGUACUACAUCAAACAAAUAAGUUUGCUAGCUUAGCAAACAGUUUCAGUUAUUGUUCAUUUUAUGUAUUGCAAUAAAAGAAAAGUACUUUACCUAAUUUUUAAUAU
Medicago truncatula (barrel medic) is the source of this 1252-nucleotide messenger RNA. RefSeq names its product probable mannitol dehydrogenase. Lineage: Eukaryota; Viridiplantae; Streptophyta; Magnoliopsida; Fabales; Fabaceae. Bases 29 to 1105 code for a protein of 358 amino acids. The record is from RefSeq and is a predicted model, not a curated record. Gene Ontology annotation, molecular function: oxidoreductase activity, acting on the CH-OH group of donors, NAD or NADP as acceptor; zinc ion binding. The transcript is spliced from 5 exons.